Messenger RNA from Cavenderia fasciculata, 1131 nucleotides. RefSeq lists its product as uncharacterized. Lineage: Eukaryota; Evosea; Eumycetozoa; Acytosteliales; Cavenderiaceae. Gene Ontology annotation, molecular function: single-stranded DNA binding; zinc ion binding; ubiquitin protein ligase activity. The transcript is spliced from 2 exons. Bases 1 to 1131 code for a protein of 376 amino acids. The record is from RefSeq and is a predicted model, not a curated record. Gene Ontology annotation, biological process: protein monoubiquitination; DNA damage tolerance.
AUGUCUGAAGAUAGUAAUAGAGGAGGAGGAGGAGAGAGUAGUAUAAUAGUAGACCAAGCAGAACAUCUAAACAACAUAUUGAUUGAUCCUAUUAGCUUAUCAACGAUAGAAGAUCCAGUAUUAACAACUUGUGGACACAGUUUCUCACGUGAAACAAUAGAAGAUUGGUUAUCAAAGAAACAAACAUGUCCUCUAUGUCAUAAAACUAUAUCAAAAGAUCAAUUGACACCAAACUAUAGUUUAAAAGAAAUCAUUGAUCAUUUAGCUGCAAUUCAAAAUAAUCAAAAUAAUCAAAAUAUUAUAAAUAGUUCUUCAUCUUUUAUUCAAAAUGAUAAUAGUAGUAGUAUAAUUAGUAAUAAUAAUGUAAAUAGUAAUAACAACAAUCAAAAUAAUGAUAUAUUAUCAUCACAAAUAUCAAUGUUGGCAAAUCAAUUGGCAGAUUUAUCAUCAAAGAUUGAUCAAUCUACAAAGAUAGCAAAACCAAUACCAAAAGAAAAGGAAUAUAUUAUCAGAGAGAUAUGGGGAAAGGAAACAAAAGCAUGUGCAACCAUGAUGCAACGAUCGACAUGGGCAGAUCCAUUCAUGACCUAUUUUUUCCAAGGAGAAAGUUGGACUAAAAGUGGAAGUGAAUGGUACUUUGGAUGCAUGCUCAACUAUGCCUUGAAGCGAGCCCGAGUAUGGGGUGUCUUUAACAAUAAACCAGAUCGUAAUGGAGACCAGAUGCUCGGUGUCAUGAUAUGCCAACCACCAAACGAAGUAGGUGUUCGAAUUGUUGAAAUGAUAAAGGCUGGUAUGGUCCUCGCCACCUACAAGAUGGGUAUAGCCCCACUGUCUCGAGUACUUAAUCUGUUUCAAAAAACAGAAAAGGUUCACAGUGAUGUUACCAGAGGAAGACCACAUUGGUACAUCAAUGCAAUCAUUGUAGACAUUUUAAUGAAAAGAAAUCACAUUGGAACUGAUCUAAUCAACACUGUCCUCCAAUUGGCAGACUCUCAAAAGGUGGCUGUAUAUAUUGAUACUGCUAGUUCAGAAUCUUUAAAAUUUUUGGAGAAAUUUAAUUUUAAAAUAAUGUAUCAUUCUACUGAGAAUGGAAUGGUUGAUUUUUGGGCAUUAUUAAGAGAACCAAAUUAA